AUGGGCACCCCGCGCGCACGCCGCACCGCGGCCGACGUCGAAAAGGUCGUGCUGCUCGUCGACGAGCACGACGACGACGAAGACGACAACAGCUUCAAGGGCCACUCGAGCAAGCGCACCUACCACCACCUGCUGCUGCUCCUGCCGCUCCUGGCCCUGGGCUACGGCUACAUCAACAGCUGGUCGUUCCCCUUCCCCUCGCCCGAGCCGCUGCCUCCCUUCGUGCAGGACGGCAUCAAGCGCUGCGCCGAGAUCUCGCGCCCGCCGCCCAACCUCCGCGACUAUGACGCCUCGCGCAAGCGCUCCGACCGCUACGUCAAGGGCACCGGCGCCGUGUGGCUCAAGAACGGCACCGUCUGGACCGGCGAGCACCACGGCGAGGAGGUGCUGUACGGCGCCGACGUGUGGCUCGAGGGCGGCGUCGUGCGCAAGGUCGGCAAGGCUGGCGACGCCGACUUCCACGAGCUCUGCCGCGAGGCUGGCGAUGCCGAUCUCGCUGUUGACGAGGUCAACCUCAACGGCGCGUGGGUCACCCCCGGCAUUGUCGACGUGCACUCGCACCUUGCUGUCGACGCCGCCCCGGGCCUCGAGGGCAGCGACAGCACCAACUCGCUCAAGGCGCCCAUCCUCCCGUGGCUCCGCUCGCUCGACGGCUUCAACACGCACGACGCGGCGUUCAACCUGUCCAUCGCAGGCGGUAUCACGACGAUGCUGGUGCUCCCCGGCUCGGCGGGCAACAUUGGCGGUCAGGCAUUCACGUUCAAGCCGCGCUGGACGGCCGAGAACACGCCGCAGAGCAUGCAGGUCGAGCCGCCGUUCGUCAUUAACGACGAGGACGGAUGGGUGCGCACCAAGGCGUGGCGCCACAUCAAGCACGCGUGCGGCGAGAACCCGCUCCGCGUGUACGGAAACACGCGUCUCGACUCGGCGUACGACUUCCGCCGCGCCUACACCGAGGGCAAGAAGCUCAAGGACCAGCAGGAGCGCUGGUGCGCCGCGCCCAAGUCGCAGUCUGAGCCCUUCCCCGAGAGCCUCGAGUGGGAGGUGCUGGCUGAUGUCAUCCGCGGCAACGUCAAGGUCAACAUCCACUGCUACGAGACGGUCGACAUCAACGACCUGGUCCGUAUUUCCAACGAGUUCCAGUUCCCGAUCGCUGCGUUCCACCACGCGCACGAGGCGUAUCUCGUCCCCGACCUGAUCAAGCAGGCGUGGGGCCCGACUCCCGGCGUGGCCAUCUUUGCCAACAACGCCCGUUACAAGCGCGAGGCGUACCGCGGCACACCUUAUGCGCCCAAGAUUCUCGCCGACGCCGGUAUCCGCGUCUCGAUGAAGUCGGACCACCCCGUCCUCGACUCGCGUUACCUCGUGUUCGAGGCCGCGCAGGCUCACGCGUUCGGCCUCAACUUCUCCGAGGCCCUCAGCUCCGUUACCACCCACUCGGCUCGCACCGCUGGCCUCGGCCACCGUCUUGGCUACGUCCGCCCCGGCUACGAUGCCGACAUUGUCGUCUGGGACUCGUUCCCGCUCGCCCUCGGCGCCACCCCCAAGCAGACCUACAUUGAUGGCAUCCCCCAGAUUAUCAAGCCCCACGUCGUCGACAAGCCUGCUGCCGCGCAGGAGAUCAGCCGCGAGGGCAACUAUGACAAGGAGGCUGCUGAGGCCGUCGAGUCGCGCGGCGACCCCGACCUUCGCCCCAAGAAGCGCUCGGGCCGCGUCGUGUUUGACGGCGUCGCUGAGCUCUUCGUGCCGCUGGAGGGCGUGCACACUGCUGGUGUCCCCUCGCGUGUCGUGGUUGACAAUGGCGAGAUCACCUGCGUUGGUACCGAGUGUGUCGUCGACCAGGCCGAGUUCACCGCCAUCGACCUCAAGGGCGGCAGCAUCGCUCCCGGCCUCAUCUCCACGGGCUCCAAGCUCGGUCUGAUUGAGAUUGCGCAGGAGGCGUCUACGUCGGACGGCAAGGCUGUCGACGCGCUCAACGCGCCCGACCUUCUCGACGGCCUGCUAGUCCGCGCUGCCGACGGUGCCCGCUUCGGCGGCAAGGACGAGCUGUUCGCGUACGAGGCUGGUGUGACCACCGGCGUCACCUCGCCCAUCUCCAACAACUUCAUCUCGGGCUACUCGUACUCGUUCUCCACGGCCGCCGAGCACGCCCUCGAGCCUGGAGCCAUCGGCAGCACCGCCGCCGCGCUCCACCUCAACCUCAACAUUGCCAAGCACUCGAUCUCGACCAAGCUGACCCUCCUCCGCUCUCUCCUCGCUGGCAACGACCUCAAGGCGAGCGACGAGCUGCACACUGCGUUCGCCAAGGCCGCCGCUGGUGACCUGCGCCUCGUCGUCGCGACCUCGAACGCCGACGUCAUCGCUGCCCUCAUCCGCGUCAAGCGCGAGGUCGCGCCCCCGCUCAAGCUGACCGUUAUCGGUGGCCACGAGUCGUGGCUCCUCGCCGACGACCUGGCCAAGGAGGAGAUUGGCGUCAUCAUCACCCCGUCGCGCUCGUACCCCUUCAACUGGAACACGCGCCGCAUCCUCCCCGGCCCUCCGCUCUCGCACCACACGCUGCCCGCGUACCUCGCCAGCCGCGGCGUGACUGUCGGCCUCGGCAUCGCCGAGGAGUGCGACGCGCGCCUGACCCGCUUCGAGGCGGCGUGGGCGUACGCUGCUGCCCCCGACGUCUUCAGCAAGCAGAAGGCGCUCGACCUCGCGAGCGGCAACCUCGCCGAGCUCCUCGGCCUCAACUCGGAGGCGCGCGCCGCGGACGUCGGCUUUGUCGCGUACGAGGGCGACGUGUUCAGCUUCGAGUCGCGCGUGCGGGCUGUCCGCGCUCCUGGCCGCGGUGACCUCGACCUGUUCGUGUAG
Messenger RNA from Vanrija pseudolonga, 2856 nucleotides. RefSeq lists its product as uncharacterized. The transcript has a single exon. Lineage: Eukaryota; Fungi; Basidiomycota; Tremellomycetes; Trichosporonales; Trichosporonaceae. Gene Ontology annotation, biological process: purine nucleobase catabolic process. The record is from RefSeq and is a predicted model, not a curated record. Gene Ontology annotation, cellular component: cytoplasm. Gene Ontology annotation, molecular function: allantoinase activity. The coding region runs from base 1 to 2856 and encodes 951 amino acids.